CUGAAAUUAAAAAUCAGAAAUAGUUGUACAAAAUAACACAGAUAACAUAACAUCUUAGAUCAGUUGGGAUAUUAUGAGAGUGGAAAAAGUGAGCCCACACUCAUUCUCUAAAGGUCACUCUAUUUAUUCUGUACUUUUUGCUCUCUUCUUAUUAUUAAUACCUCCUUGGCCAAGUGUCAGGCUUUAUAACAAAGUGAUCUAAUCAUUCAAGAUUGGUGGUACGUUGGUCAACAGGUUUUGUGUUCUAGUUUUCAACUUUGACUGAAGGAUUUAUUAAGUUUUUCUCACAUAAUUUCCAUCUUCGUUGCGAGUUUAUUUAUGAAAUUCAGAAUUUAACUGUUAAAAUAAAGAAUGGAAGUCCCCGAAACUAAAUAUGUGCCUUCAAAGAAUAAAAAAAUUGAUAUAGAAUCCUUGCAGAGCAAAACUCAGGAAGAAUUAAUAGAAAUUAUUCGGCAAUUACAAGCUCACAAUGAACAAUUAAAAGCUAUCAUUUCAAAGAAUUGCGGAGUAGAAAAACAUGAUCAUGAUCAUAGGAAGAACAAUGAUUUUGAUUUCUCCAGAUGCAAGUGGUCGCAUAUUCUUUUAAAGCUUGUUUAUUUUGGUUGGGAUUAUCAAGGAUAUGUUUGUCAAGAUGAUACAUUAGAUACAAUAGAACAUCACUUAAUUCAAGCUUUGCUGAAGUGUCGCUUGAUUAAAUCCAGGGAAACUAGCAAUUAUCAUCGAUGUGGCCGUACUGAUAAAGGAGUCAGUUCUUUCAGUCAGGUGAUUUCUAUAACAGUUCGAGCUUCUGAUGAAGAAAAAAACCCUUUAGAUUAUUGUAAAAUGUUAAAUAGGUUAUUGCCUGACGAUAUUAAAGUAAUAUGUUGGCAACCAGUUGCGGAAGAAUUCAGUGCACGCUUUAAUUGUAAUAACAGAACUUACAGAUAUUUCUUCCCAAAAGGAGAUUUGGAUAUAGAGGCUAUGCAAGAGGGAACAGGGUACCUUUUAGGGACACACGAUUUUAGAAAUCUUUGUAAAAUGGAUGUUGGUAAUGGUGUCACCAAUUUUAUUAGAACAAUAGAUCAUGCCGCUGUAUCAAAAUUAGAGGAUUUUCAUUAUCAAGGUACUGGGUAUGACAUGUAUUUUUUUGAAUUGAAAUCACAAGCUUUUUUGUGGCAUCAAGUUCGCUGCAUUGUCGCUGUUCUUUUGUUAAUCGGAAGGAAACUAGAGAAACCAUGUGUAUUUAAUGACCUGUUAGACAUCACAAAAAACCCAAGAAAACCUCAAUAUCCUAUGGCUCAUCCAAUUGGACUAAAUUUAUUCCUGACUGAAUUCGAAUGUGGGAAUUGGAUUUUGGAUGAAGCAGAAAUCAGUCGUGUAAUAGAAACUUUACAAAAACAUUGGACUAUGAAUACCAUAAAAGUGACUCACAUUAAAUCAUCAAUAUUGGAAUUAUCAAAAGUAGUUUCUAAAGAAAUAAAUGCUCAAGAUUCAGUGCUACUGAGGCAGGAGUCUAAAAUUUAUAAACCACUUCUUACAAGAAAUAAAUGUAGUACAUUAGAAGAAAAGAUCUGCCACUUUGUAAAAAGAAGACGUAUCAAAGAAAAUGUGGAAUGAUUCUUAUUGUUUGAAUCAUUAUAUUAUUGUUAAAAAGAA
Molecule: messenger RNA, 1635 nt
Organism: Nezara viridula (southern green stink bug)
Lineage: Eukaryota; Metazoa; Arthropoda; Insecta; Hemiptera; Pentatomidae
Source: the annotation of a GenBank genome assembly